GGAAAUGGUCGUUUUUGAAGAGGUCAGUUCUUUUGAGAAAAGAGGUGAAGUUGUCCACAUAUGGGAUGUCUCGGCUGCGGCAGUAUACUUUGAGGUGGAGGUGCUGUGCUUCACGGGGUGCUGAGCCACUUGCGCCGGACCAGAGAGGGACGAGCCUAGAUGUCGUGUGGCCGAUGGCACACAGGGCUGCCGAAGCUCCACCUGGGGCGCGGGCUUCAGUGAGACAGUUGCAUCAGGCAUUCGUGACGCACGCCGCGGCGCGGGUGUAAACAACGGCAUGGAGCGGCGUAGUUAGUGUGGAGCCGGAGGAGACGGAGACGACAGAGCCGGAGGAGAGGGUCGGGGUUCCUCUGUGAGAGGAGUAGGAUCAUCUUGGUCCAGCGGGGAAAAUCUAUUUUCCAAGUGAAUGUAAUGUUUAGGAGCGGAGCGGCGCCCUCGUCUGUCUUGACUAGUGAUCAGUGACCAGGAUUCAGGUGCAGAUGGGGUGGAGGAGCCCUGAGCUUUGGUCUUGGCACCUUGGCACCUUGGCGUGGAGGUUGAUUUCCGGAGGAGAGAUGGCAGCGGCAGGAGAAGUGGCUUUGGGUCCCGGUGGAUCGAAUGUGACUGUGUCUAUAAACAGCUCAGCCUCGCGGAUCUGAUACAGGUUAGAAAUGCGUCCUUCAAGCUCGGUAACUUUCUGAGCGAGGCGGGUGCAGCUGCAGCUGCCACAGGAUGGUGAGGUCAUAGAAGAUAUAUGCUGUUUUAGACCUUCUGAGGAAACAGAUUCACGGCUGCAGGAUCUUUGAAGGCUGAAUCAUAUCCACAAAUCAAUCAAUUAAUUUUUAUUUAUUUUAGCGUUAAAAGUAGCAAACAUCCAGUUCCACUUCGAUCAUCUCAUCCUGCCCUGCUGCUCAUGUGGCCCCAAUUAUCCCAACUGUCCACCUCCUGUGAGCUCCUAAUCUGCUGCAAAGCAGAGAUGAUGUCCCAGAGCCUCUUCGCCUUAUUGCACCGCUUGACCCGAGGAUAACUGUCAAUCAUCCACAGCGACUCCCUGUGGACCAACCCAUUUCAAUACUCAGAACCCCGGCUCCGGUCCUUCAGGGAGGAUGGGGGAUGGUAGCUGGGUUUGUCUAAGCCCGGCAGAGUUUUCCCAGCUGCAGCAGUAUAGCGAGUACUCCACAAAGAAGCUGAAAGAUGUGCUGGAGGAGUUUCAUGGUGAAGGCGUCCUCUCCAAAUACAACCCAGAGCAGAAGCAAGACGUUCUGAAACAACCCAUCGACUACGAGGGCUUCCAGCUCUUCAUGGCCACGUACCUAGAGAAUGACAUCCCAGAGGAGCUGUGCCAGCAUCUCUUCACCUCCUUCAAGAGCAAGACAGAAGGCUGCUCUCCAGACCAGUCCCGAGCAGGAACCAGUUUACUGGACGCCCGAUCCAUUGAUGCAGGCAUCUCUAUUCAGACCGAAGUGGCUUGUGCUCCUAUUACAGGGAUGAACGGGAAGAGCAUUCUGUCUGCGAUGGGCCGGCACACCCCAGAGCACUCCAUUGUGAUGAGCACAGUGGGUUCAGGAGCCACCAACUCCCCUUGUUCAUCCCGCUCCUCCUCGCAGCGUUCGGGGACAGGGACCAACAUGCCCGGGGCUCCCCACAGAUCUCCCUGCACCCAGGUCAAAGCCUCCGAGUGCAGCAGCAAUGUCCUGAUGCCCAACACUGGUCCUGUCCGUUCCCCAGUGUCUGAGAAGCUUUCACCGGAGAGGAGCUGCUCAGAGAAGCGUUUGUCUCUGAGAAGGAGUCCUUCGCCCCAGAAAGGCUCCGUGGUGCUGUUGCCCCAGGUUGUCUUCCUCAAGGACAUUGUCUGCUACCUGUCCCUGCUGGAGAGGGGGACUCCGGAGGACAAACUGGAGUUCAUGUUCCGGCUCUAUGACACGGACGGUAAUGGAAUCCUGGACAGUUCUGAGCUGGACCGCAUCAUUAAUCAGAUGGUGCAUGUUGCAGAGUAUCUGGAGUGGGACUCGACAGAACUGAGGCCGAUCCUGAAGGAGAUGAUGGAAGAGAUUGACUAUGACCGAGAUGGGACAGUCACUCUGGAGGAGUGGAUCAGAGGAGGCCUCACCACCAUCCCUUUACUGGUUCUGCUGGGCAUGGACACGAACGUGCAGGAAGAUGGGCAGCACGUUUGGCGUCUGAAGCACUUCAACAAACCAGCCUUCUGUAACUACUGCCAUACCAUGCUGCUGGGAGUCCGCAAGCAGGGCCUCUGCUGCUCCAUAUGCAAAUACACGGUACAUGAACGCUGUGUAUCCAAAGACAUCGCCGCCUGCAUCAGCACCUACGCCAAGUCACGCAGACACACCAGUGCUACGCAGCAUGUGUGGAUGGAGGGUAAUUCUCCGACAAAGUGCGACCGCUGCCACCGAAGCAUCAAGUAUUACCAGGGCCUGACAGGCCUGCACUGUGUGUGGUGUCAGACCACACUCCAUAACAAGUGUGCAUCCAAUGUGAGGCCAGAGUGUGACGGAGGAGCCUUGAGGGACCACACUCUCCUGCCAUCGUACAUCUGCCCUGUUGUCCUGGACCGUCAUUCUGUGGCAAAGCGAGGUGAGGGGGAGUCGCCGCCCAGCACCAGCCCUGAUGACAACAGCCAGACAUUCAAGUUCUCUCCUGGAGAUGGCCAGGCGCUGCAGAUCACCCCUCUGCCUGGGACUCACCCGCUGCUGGUCCUGGUCAAUCCCAAGAGUGGGGGGAGACAGGGUGAGCGGGUCCUGAGGAAGUUCAGAUACCUGCUGAACCCCCGGCAGGUUUACAUUUUGGACCAAGGAGGACCAAUGGUGGGGCUUAACUUUUUCCACGAUGUCCCUGAUUUCCGGGUGCUCGCUUGUGGAGGUGAUGGCACUGUGGGCUGGAUCCUCGACUGUAUAGAUAAGGCCGGCUUCGCUCGACACCCUCCAGUAGCGAUCCUCCCUCUGGGCACGGGGAAUGACCUGGCUCGCUGCUUACGCUGGGGAGGAGGAUACGAGGGCGGCAACUUGCUCAAGUUCCUUCGAGACAUCGAGCACAGCACAGAGGUGGUUCUGGACCGCUGGAACAUAGACAUCGUCCCAGAUGACAAGGAGGAGAAGGGGGAUCCCGUUCCUUAUAACAUCGUCAACAACUACUUCUCUAUCGGUGUGGAUGCCUCUAUUGCCCAUCGCUUCCAUCUGAUGCGGGAAAAGCAUCCAGAGAAGUUCAACAGCAGGAUGAAGAAUAAGCUCUGGUACUUUGAGUUUGGCACCACUGAGACCAUCUCUGCCACCUGCAAGAAACUUAAUGAAUGCAUAGAAGUGGAGUGCGACGGGAUCAUCUUGGACCUCACCAACACUUCCUUGGAGGGCAUUGCUGUACUCAACAUUCCCAGCAUGCAUGGUGGCUCCAAUCUGUGGGGUGAGACGAAGAAGAGGAGGAACUAUAACCGUAUGAGCAAGAAGGUUUCCGACAGGAUGCUGGCCAGCACCGUCACCGAUGCUAAGGAGCUAAAGUUCUGUAUGCAAGACCUCAGCGAUCAGCUGUUGGAAGUGGUUGGCCUGGAAGGAGCGAUCGAGAUGGGACAGAUAUACACCGGGUUGAAGAGUGCAGGACGUCGGCUGGCCCAGUGCGCCAAUGUCACCAUCAGGACGUCCCGGCGGCUGCCCAUGCAGAUUGAUGGCGAGCCCUGGAUGCAGCCUCCCUGCAUGAUCCGGAUUACCCACAAGAACCAGGUCCCCAUGUUACUGGGCCCACCUCAGAAAAUGCCCUUCUUCUUCUUCAAGAAACGCAACCGGAGCCGCGACUAGCGCACAGACAAUAACAAGACGCUGAAAGUGGGGUGUUCAUUAACUUGAUGCCUACAGAGGUUUAACUCUCUGGUAAACUUAAAAAAAAAAAAAAAAAGAAAAGAAAAGAAAAAAGUCUGUCAGUAAACAAUAACGACCUUCUCCUGUGUAACCAUCGCCCUCUCGUCUCGUCAAGUAUCUCGGUCCAGUUGUGCACUGUUUGGCAAACGCAAAUCGGACUCGCUGCCCGAGGAAGCUCGUCAGGGAGGUGAUAGUGUGGGGAUGGUGUAUGGUGAACUCUCCUUUAAAACACCUGCAUGAAUAAUGCAGCAACCACUCACUCUGGUCUGUCCCCACAGAUUCAACAAAACACAAGAGUGAAAAUAAAUAAAGAAGAAGCCUCAUCCAUUAUCGCUCUGUUUGUGGGUUGACAGCAUCAGCGCGAAACAGUGGCCUGGAAACAAGACGCAUGUGUGACCUACAAAGAGAAAAAUCUGAUAAUCUGACUGUAAACUUCAGUAUGUAUGAUCUAGGGAUGUCCCGAUCAGUAUCAGGGUCGAUCAAGGGAUUUUUAAAAUGAUCAAAUCAAUAUCAGGCUUCACUCAAGAAUAAUUUCUUGUAAUUAUUUAUUUUAGAUUUGACAUAAACCAAAACCAUGUCCCUGUACUUUUAAAAGAUCUUCUUCACUUUUAAAGGAGGCUGGCUAGUAUCAAAGCUGCCAAAAAUCAAAGAAACAGAAGAAGAGAACUUGUUCUUUUUCUUCUUCUCUUCUAUCUGCUGUGUAAAAUGAAGUGAGUCAGACAGCCAUUAGUAAUGUGAAUGUUUGGUGGGGUGGUAGUAGGAGAUCAUUACUAAAAUAACUAGACAGAAUCCAUGGAGUCUACUCAAACAAAGGCUGCAUCCAAACAACAACAACAAACACUAAACACUGCUAGAUGAAUGCAAUGAGGACAACAAAAGACUGUGGGGAUUGACAGGGGAUCAACUUUAGGACAUUUAACAUCUGAUCGGGACAUCCCUAGAAUAGUCUGACAAAUUGAAAGUAGAGACUCUGUCAUUCCUCGUGUCCUUUGUGGAUGGUGCAGAUCAAAUCAACACCAGCUCCUGUUUACAGGACACAUCCAGUGGGUCAAGGAUCGAAAUAAAACCCUGCAGGGUUUUAGCAGCAGGUACCUGGAGGUUUUAUUUACCACAGCAUUGACUAAAUUUAUCCUUCUAUUUCAGUCUCCCCUUUGCUGAAACUCGACUCUUAAUUACCAUGUCAAACAUCCAUUCACAAUGUCAAGAGUCGCUUCAGUAAAGAAUCCACAACACUGUCCCAUGAGCCCCACUGAAAAUAUAAUAAUGUGCAGAGUUUAUGUAAAUUUCUGGAAAGUAGGCAUCAUGUACAUGCAAAUGUGUUUUAAUAUAUUGUUAAUAAUAAUAAUACUAAUGUGGGUUCUUAGCGUAGAGGGUUUCAGUUCAGUAUUCUCUCUGAAGACUUGCUAAUACUUGGUCUAAUUCAGAUUAUAGUGAAUUUCUUUUAUUUUUUAACUUGAAAUGACUGAAUAAUGUGAUGAGAUAAUCUCUCAGUUUGCAGAUGAACACGACUGAUAAUGGAGCAAGAGAAGUCAUAUUAGUUUAAUUCUGAGAGAGAAAAGAGAAACAGACAUCUUGGUUCUAUCCAUCAAUCAAUUCAGGACUGGACAUAAAGAUGGAGGAGAUACUUCACUUCUUCCUCCUCUUAUUGUCCUUGUCAUUCUUCCACUUAACCUUUCCUUGUGUAGUUUCUUCUAGUUCUCCUUCUUCCUGCAUUUUCCAUCCUCCUUCUUCUACUCCUACCCCUUUCUUCUCUUACUCAGGUUCUUCUCAUUCUUCCUUUCUUCUUCUUCCUCCUCCUGCUGUUAUAUUUCCUUCAGAUUCUUCUAUCUCCUCCUCCUCCUUCUACUAUCUCCUUCUUCUUCUCCUCUUCUCCUCUCUUUCUCCUCCUUCUUCUACCAUCUUCUCUUCCUCUUCAUUUUUCAUCUCUGAUGGCACCAUUUUGUCUGGUCACCAAGGUAACAUUUCAGGUAACAUUUCCUGAUCAGGAUGAUGGUGAUGUACUGAUCUGUGUGAACACACUUGAUAAUUAACAUUUCUUCUUUGUGUUUCUUGUAAGACAAAGGUAAUAUUUGGAUCUGGAAGGAAUGUAGGUUAGCUUGUACUAUCUGAACCACAAAUCAGUACCUAAGCAGUGACACUAGGAGAAUAGUCAGAGCGACAUCCAUGAAUGUUUGCAUACGAUUUAAUCGUGGAGAUCGGAAUUGCUGAGUUAUCCAUCAAAACUAAUGAGGUUAUUCUGGUCAAGAAUGUAUGUCCCCCAAAAAACAAAGCUGACCUGAUGGGUUUCUAGAAAACAUUUCCUCCAACUCUUUGGUUGUAAAAGAUUUUUGAAAAGUUUAGGUUUUUAUUAGCAACAUGAAACUCUUUGGCUGGUUAGAAUUAGACGUAAACCUGGUGUUUUAAAGGCAGAAUGUAAAAGUGUUAAACUCUUAUAUAGAUGUUUAUUUAAAACUGUCUUAUGUCCUGAGAUGAGGCGCAGAGUCUGCCGGACACUGGAGCGAUGCUAUGAUGGAAACAAGCUGAACUCUGCUGCAGGGUCAGGUGUCAUCGCCUCAGCACCCGCUUCCCUUUAAAAAAACACACCGAGUGGCCACUCUGGUGUCCAGGCUCCAUGAAGUUUUCACUGUUCUCAGUGAUAAAGAGGGUAUGUUUACAGUAACUCUACAUUUACUAAACGAAUGGUUUUGGACUGCACCUCCACUCUAGACUAGACGUGUACAUAUCUGUUUAUAAUAUUUUAUUUGACAAUACUUUAUCACCGCAUGCCUGAAACAAAAGGAGAGUGAACAAAAUAGGAGAGUGUGGAUCUGACUCAUCAAAUUCUUUUUUUCUGCUUAAAAGAAUCAAUUUAUCUGAAAUAUUUAUUUUUUGUUUUUCUGUGUGGAUUUAUUUUAUUUUUUGCUAGCAUGUUAAAGAGAAGCCAGAAGACACGUGACAUUAAAAAUAAUAAUUAAAGA
Messenger RNA from Mugil cephalus (flathead mullet), 6802 nucleotides. It is a transcript of the gene dgkg, whose product is annotated as diacylglycerol kinase beta. Gene Ontology annotation, cellular component: plasma membrane. The transcript has 27 exons. The record is from RefSeq and is a predicted model, not a curated record. Gene Ontology annotation, biological process: diacylglycerol metabolic process; lipid phosphorylation; intracellular signal transduction. Lineage: Eukaryota; Metazoa; Chordata; Actinopteri; Mugiliformes; Mugilidae. Gene Ontology annotation, molecular function: calcium ion binding; ATP-dependent diacylglycerol kinase activity. The coding region runs from base 1086 to 3785 and encodes 899 amino acids.